Molecule: messenger RNA, 912 nt
Organism: Rotaria sordida
Lineage: Eukaryota; Metazoa; Rotifera; Eurotatoria; Philodinida; Philodinidae
Source: the annotation of a GenBank genome assembly
AUGAGCCAACCAAUUUAUGAUUCAAGACAAGGUGGUUUUCGUGUAUUUAUUGGUAAUUUAGGUUCACGUACAAAUGUAUUUGAUCUUAAACAAGAAUGUGAACGAUAUGGAACAGUAAUUGAUUGUUGGGUAGCACGUUAUGCUGGUCGGCAAAAAAAAGCAGCAGCAUCAGCAUCAUGCUACACUUCUACUACGUUUUUUUAUCUUCUUCUAUACGUCGCAAACAACAAUCCACCAGGAUUUGCAUUUGUACUUUUUAAAUAUGGUGAAGAUGCUGUUUCAGCUGUUCGAAAUUUGGAUGGACGUAUGGUAUGUGGACAACGUGUACGAGUAGAACAUGCAAAAGCACGUUCAAUAUAUCCUCGUAAUGCAUCAACAUAUGGUGGUUAUCAUAGUGGAGAUGAUGAUUAUCAUGAAAGUAGUCGAGAUGAUGAUCGACGACGUCAUCAUCGUCGUUCACGUGAUCGUCGUUCACGGUCUCGUAGUAAUAGUCGAGAACGUUCAAAAAAGAAAUCAUCUCGUCGUCGGCAUAGUAGUAGUGAUUCAAGUCAUGAACGUAGUUCCCGACAUAAACAUAAAAAACGUUCACGUGAUCAAAGUGAUACAGAUGGUGAUUCAAGUAGUGAUCAUGAUAAAAAACAUUCUAGACAUCGUCGAACAAAAUCAAAAACACCAAAUGAUAAGAAAACUAAUCAUUCGAAACGUCGUUCAUCAUCUAAAGAUAAAGAUACUGAUGAUGAUGAUCGAAUAUCGAAUCAUUCAAAAGAAAGUUCAUCAUCAUCAUCAUCAAGACAUGAUGAUGAUGAUGAUAGUGAAAGUAAUCGUCAUACUUUAACAAAAGAAUCUAUAGAUGAUGAUAAACAAGUAAAUGAAUCAAAACUUUCAAAUAUUGAAAAUAAUAAUCAAAAUUAA